UUCAGGUUGACCAUUCAGAGAAUGCCACGUGCCUACAUGACACCCACUUGGCCAAUCUGAAGUCACUGUCCAUGUGGAAAGUGGGAAGAGGAUGGAUUUCCUACUCUGACUCUGAAUAUAAGACUCCAGAGGGGCCGGGGAUUGCCUUUGCUGUCACCUGAGACACUCCACUGAGAAAGAAGUCAGUCCAAAGAAGGGCACAAGAGAGUCGUGGAGGCGAGAGUCCGUCUCUAGAGGAAAAAUGACAAGGAUGCUGCUCACCGCACACCCCCUGCUCCUGCUGCUACUGCUGCUGCAGUCAUUGAAGCCGUUGCAGUUUUUCAGGGAGGAAUCAAAUUUUUAUUUACCUCCUGAUGUAGAAGAAGAGUUUGAAGAUUAUGUGGAGGAAGUUUUGGGUACAGGGGCUACCCGACCACCUACGAAAGAGAAGUUCAUAAGGUUUACCAUUAUUCAACCUGGAAGACCAUUAUUAGAUAAUUACUAUUGUACUGAUACAAUCAAGGAUAGAAAUGUUCACCACAGGUUUAAGUGUGUGAAGGAACACUACUUUCUCCUGACCCCAUAUGAUGAGCUGAAACAGUCUUGUCGCCACAGAUAUGUGCAAUGUAAGAAUGGAGUUAGGAAAUGUAACAUGAGCAAGAAUCUAGUAGAAGGACUUUACUGUAAGUUAAUAGCAGGAACCCAGAUGCCAGAGUGCACGUUUGAGUCAACUUAUAAGAGGGGAUAUGCCUUUAUCACUUGUCAAUGGGAAGAUAGAAUCCAAGAGCUUGUUCCUGAUAAUGUAGAUGAUAUUAGCAUGCCAACUGAAAAUGAAAUCGAGUCAGAUGAUUAUAUUUUACCAGAACCAAUUGACCCUUCAGAAGACGACCUGGGUUGGAGCGUAUCACCCUCUCCACUGUGAUCCUUACAGAUCAAGUUGAGAAAUGGCCAUUUUGAUUCAAUUCAUGGUAAUCAUCCACUUCCUCACUUCCUCCCAUGUUCCCUUAUGCUACCUGAGUACAACAUCAGUUUCACAGAUACUGUUCUGAGAUGUGGCCUCAUGCCAGUCACACGUGUUGGCAUAUUUUAAAUAUUUAUGUGCAUGAAAGCCUGCAGUGAAAGGACAACCACACCACAAGGAACAGGAAACCCUUGCCUGAAGUUGCUCCAAAGACAUAAUUGUGUGAUUCUGUAGUUCAUCAGAAAGAUUAAAGUGCUUCAACCUAG
This is a messenger RNA of Tupaia belangeri chinensis (Chinese tree shrew), 1206 nucleotides long. RefSeq names its product inactive ribonuclease-like protein 9. The transcript has 2 exons. NCBI's taxonomy places the organism in Eukaryota, Metazoa, Chordata, Mammalia, Scandentia, Tupaiidae. Gene Ontology annotation, biological process: defense response to Gram-positive bacterium. Gene Ontology annotation, molecular function: nucleic acid binding. The coding region runs from base 242 to 901 and encodes 219 amino acids. The record is from RefSeq and is a predicted model, not a curated record.